This is a messenger RNA of Leptinotarsa decemlineata (Colorado potato beetle), 1579 nucleotides long. RefSeq names its product interferon-inducible double-stranded RNA-dependent protein kinase activator A-like. The record is from RefSeq and is a predicted model, not a curated record. Lineage: Eukaryota; Metazoa; Arthropoda; Insecta; Coleoptera; Chrysomelidae.
UCAUCUUUGUCAAGACUGAAUGAGCUAGUACAGUUUAAUGAGAUUGACUAUUAUUUCAAGCUAGAAAAAGAGGAAGGCCUGCCUCACGAUAAAGUCUUUACAGUGUCCCUUACACUGGGAACAGAAACAUAUAUAGGUGAAGGUAAAAGUCUGAAAAAGGCCAAGCAAAAUGUAGCAGCUAUAGCGUUACAUGAGACGAGGUAUGAAACACCCCCUGUGAAGGAACCAUCAGAAAAUGAAGAGUCAUUAACUCCUACGGUAAUGUUAAAUAAUCUUGGGGCAAAACUUGGAAUAGGGAUCACUUACUAUUUAAUUGACAAGGAGAAGCAGCAUAUACUCAACUCCAACCUAGUUGUUAGUGAAAAUUCCAAAAAAUCCUAUGUUCAAAAACUGAAUGACUCCAUUUAUUCGAAUAAAAACCUACGAAUGAAAAAAGAUAUUGAAAAUACCAAAGGACCUUUUAAAAUAAAGGUUCAAGUAGGAGAUCAAGUUUUUUCUGGCUAUGCCCAUUCAAUACAAGCAGCAAGACAUCACGCUGCAUCUAAUGCCUUGGAUUUCUUGAUAAAAAAUAAGGAUAGUCUUGAUCUGGAUUGUCUUAAAGAAGGUUCAGAAGAGCAAUGCAAAAAAGCCAAACAAAACUUGAAGUCGCCAGUAUCUUUAGUUUAUGAGUCAGCACAGAUGCGAAAACUUGAUGUAGAGUUUGAAAUAAUUAAAGAAUUUGGCCCUCCUCACAAGAAAACAUUCGUUACAGAAUGUAGAGUGGGUCAUUUGACAACAACAGGAGAGGGAAGGUCAAAAAAGGCAUCUAAGAAAGCUGCUGCUGAAGACAUGUUAGAGAAAAUGUCAGAGUUAGAACCGAUACCUCAAGAAGUGCAAGUUAAAAGUAUGCUUAAAGAUAAAAAGAAGAAAAAUAAGAAGAAGAAGAUCAUUAAAAAUAAGUUGGAUGAAAUAAGCAUGACUGUUGGAAAUGUGAUAGACUCUGUGGUGGGAUUUGGCAAAGACAUUCUGGCUGAUAAGAAGGGUGAUGACAAAACCGACAAAAAUUCGUCAGACGGUCCUAAAUCCAAGAAAAGCAAGAAGUCGGAAAAUUUAAAGCAAACCUAUCAAGACCAACUUCUGGAAAUGAGUAAUGCUCUGAAUUUUGAAAUAUCUUACGCAGAUUUUGAAGAAGGAAGUAAACAUUUUUCCCUCCUCUCGUUGCACAUCAAUCCUGAAUAUUUGUGUUUUGGAGAGGGAUCCAAUAAAAUGCAAUCGCGAAAUAAAGCUGCAGAUAAGGGUUUGGAUUUAUUGGGCAAAAUGGGUUUAUUUGAUAUUUUGAAUGAUCAGAAAACUGUUCCUUUGGAAAGGGAUACCAAAGAAGCAGUACAUCAUGUUCUGGAACAUCACAUAUCUCAAGAUAAAGAUGAACUGUAAAAAUUUUUGUUUUUUGUUGAACACCAAAAUUUUUGUUUUUUGUUGAACACCAAAAUUUUUGUUUUAUGUUGAACACUAAUUUUUUUUAAAGUUUUUGCACUUUUUGACUUCGUUUUGUACUGAAUGUAAAAAGUAUUGUUUGAAGUAAACUUUGAUUUUCAUAAUG